Messenger RNA from Penicillium paradoxum, 1722 nucleotides. RefSeq names its product WD40 repeat domain-containing protein. The transcript is spliced from 5 exons. Gene Ontology annotation, biological process: regulation of transcription by RNA polymerase II. Gene Ontology annotation, cellular component: Set3 complex. Lineage: Eukaryota; Fungi; Ascomycota; Eurotiomycetes; Eurotiales; Aspergillaceae. Bases 1 to 1722 code for a protein of 573 amino acids. Gene Ontology annotation, molecular function: transcription corepressor activity; protein binding. The record is from RefSeq and is a predicted model, not a curated record.
AUGGCACAACCCGAUCUCACGUCGCAUCAUGUCAACUAUUUAAUAUGGAGGUACCUCCAAGAAGCAGGCCAUGGCGAUGCUGCUGUGUCUUUGCAACGCGCAUGGUAUCCUGACCCGCAGACGCUUCCGUUUGCGCCUUAUAUUAAAACCCAUGCGCUGGUGUCGCUAGUCCAGAAGGGCCUGCAAUAUCAUGAAAUGGAGGCCUCAUUGGACAAGGAGGGCAAUCACAUCACCAUUUCACCCUCUGAUUAUUUUUUCGGACCAGUGCCCUUUGAAACUGGAUCUGUGAAGAGUCACGAUGAGGCUGUCCACAUAGACGUAGAUUCGCCGGGCCAACUUACGCGCGAUCGCCCGGUGAACGGUCACGCCGAGCCUGGAAAGGACCCCCGAAAGGACGAGACUGACACUGAUGAGUCCAUGGAGGACAAGGCGCAGACUGAAAGUCAGCCAGGGACUCCCGAUCACCUUGACGAUGAUGGUGACAUCAGCAUGGCCGAGGAGAUUCCCGAAAUGCCUACCACCCUGGAAAAUGGCUACAGCUCUGGCGCCCAGAUCGCCCCCGCCAAGCCCAUCGAUUUGACGCCUGACACCGCCCUUCUGGAUGCGGAGAAUCACGUGACUAAUGCCAUAUGGCGUCCUCGGGAUUCCACUACUGUGGUGGGGGCUGGUGAACUGUUUUGCAGCCUGUGGAAGCUCACGUCAUCUGAACCUGUGGAGAAGAAGAUCGUUGAUCUCAAGAAGGGGAGCACAACUGUCUCAACCGUGGCCUGGGAUACCAUUGGCGAGAAAUUGGCUGUGGCGACUUGUACUGAUGAUAGAGGAACUAUCACCAUGUACAACGUCAAUGGUGAAGCAGUCGACUUACUGCCAGAGGUGCCGCGGAUUAUCACUGGCCUACAUUGGGCAGACGGCAACUCGCAGCUGGUUGUUGUGGCCUCAAAUCAAAACGUCUCAGAACUUGCGCUUUGGGACGACAGUCGACGGCCGGAGGUUUUCCCUCCACCUCAAGUAAUUGAAGAUCAUAUUUACGGACUCGCAUGGUGUGGGCGCAACCUGGUAUUUGCUUCUGGCCAUGGGGCUGUUUAUCAAUGCGAAGUUGACCAUAGCAUCCGUUUGCUCAAAACAUUUUCUUCUGCCAAAGACGAUGCGAGUUGGGAGUUUAUUCGCUGUGUCCAAACCGACACUCAUGCCGUUGCAAUCGCAGCGUCUAAAUCAAGCGCUGCAAUUUGGGUCCCAACCCAUGACAUUCUUAUCCCCAACGCCCACGACGCCAAGAUCACGGGCCUCGAGAUUCGCCCUCAGUCACAUGCCCAUCGAAUUCAUCUUGCCUCCUUCUCAGCGGACGGCAAAGUCAAGAUUUGGAGGAUUGAUCUUGAUGUGAAAGAUUAUACGUGCAUACAUCAGCUGAGUUUAGAUCCAUCAAACCCCGUUCUCGCUGGAUCCUUCUCCCCUGAUGGAUACGCCCUCAGCGCAGUCAGCAAGGACCGGCUCUUUAUCUGGAACGUCGAACGUGGUGGUGACCCCAUGUCCACCUGGACCACAACCACCCCGGAGGUGAAGAAGGAGGAAGCCGACCGCAUGACCAAUGGACAAAACGGACACCAUGGUCAGAAUGGUCAUACAAAUUCAGAUCACUUCCGACCUCUUUCUUGGGAUGCAGAUGGAAAGCGACUUGCCUGCGGCUUCGACAAACAGAUGGCAAUCAUUAAUUUGCAACGAUGA